This is a messenger RNA of Hevea brasiliensis (rubber tree), 869 nucleotides long. Its product is annotated as sulfated surface glycoprotein 185. The transcript has 6 exons. The coding region runs from base 128 to 607 and encodes 159 amino acids. The record is from RefSeq and is a predicted model, not a curated record. Lineage: Eukaryota; Viridiplantae; Streptophyta; Magnoliopsida; Malpighiales; Euphorbiaceae.
UUUAUUGGUAAGAUUCGAGAGUUCGAGGGUGAGUCGCACUAAAGAAAACUGCCGGCAGCGAGAGCAGAUCUGUCUCGCUUCACUAUCAAUGUGAGGGCGAACCAGUUCUGAAUAAUAAUAAGAAGAAAUGGCAUCACCACCGCCGCCGCCACCACCACCACCUCCACAACCACCAUCACCACCCUCUGCCUCCAAUUCCCAGAACUCCGCGACUCCAAUAAUGCCCCCAAAGGUUGAAGAUGGUGCUGUCAAGACUGGUGUUCCCGAUGUCCCCCAGGAAAAGCCCGACGUAGCUCAUUUCCAGAUACUUGACAGUGCAGAAAUCAUGGACAAAUACAGGAAAUAUGAAGCUGACUACACCCAUCGUUUGAUGGCAAAAUACUUCUCUAAGAAGAAUCUUUAUGGCGUUUAUGCUCAAUUAGUAUGCCUACAAUUCUUGAAUUUGAUUUGGAUAGAUUGUCCCUUCAUAGGAGACGUAUUUGAUGAGAGAUUGAGAAUGGGUGAUGAGACUAUAAUGUCAAGCAGGUGGCCUUCUACUCAAUCAUUUGCUGACCCAGUGAAGGGCUUUGAGGAACAGGGCAACGUUGGUUCAACAUCAGAAGGCUGAUUAGCGUCUCCAAUGGAAGCACCCACCAAGGAGAACAGUAGCUUCCUUCUUCUCAAAUGCGGUAUUGUAUAUAGCUAGAUAUGAAUGAUGUAGACAAAGAUAUAAAAUGAACAAAAAUUUCAUCCUAAUUUCCCAUCCACGUGUUAGAAAUGGCAAUAUUGAUGCAUUUGUGUCUUCAAGCUUAGCAAUCAAGCCAUUGCAUCUGUUAUUCAAUAUUAAUACCUUUCUAGUUAUCAAAAAGAAAAGUCAUGUUCAUUAUUCA